AUGCCGAAUAGGAAGGUGAUAGCUGGUGCGGCUUUUAUUUUCAUGUAUUUACUAACUGAAGACCGCAAAAGUCGGAAGCGUCGAUGGUGGAAAACUAAUUUGUAUAAAAGAAGAUCUUCUUUACUUGUGGAACUAAAAUCUCAACAUAUAAGCGGUCAAUAUAAAAACUUUACCCGAAUGUCGCCUACUGACUUCGAAUAUUUGUUAACAAUCAUUGCGCCUAAAAUAUCAAGACAAGACACUAUAAUGAGAUCUGCAAUUUCGCCGCAAGAUAGACUGGCUCUAACACUAAGAUUUUUGGCAACAGGAGAUUCAUUUACAAGCCUUCAAUACACCUUCAGAAUUUCAAAACAGUCAAUGUCUUGCAUUGUACCAGAAGUUUGUGAAGCGAUUAUAAAAUCAUUGAAAGAAAACAUUAAGCUGCCAAAAACAGAGUCAGAAUGGAUCCAGAUCUCAAACAGAUUUGAUGAAUUGUGGAAUUUUCCCCAUUGUGCCGGAGCCAUGGACGGUAAACAUGUCAUUCUCGAGGCUCCGACGCGGAAUAUAAUUAUAAAUUUCUGGAUGUCGGAUGUCAAGGCCGCAUUUCAGAUGGUGGAAUUUUUAAAGAAACUGAAUUAUAUAAAAAAACUAGAAAAUAAUUCGUUAAGAUUGCCUGCACCUGAAGCACUGCAAGGUAGAAACAAAGUAGUACCAUAUGUUUUUGUAGGAGACUCUGCCUUCCCUUUACAAAACAAUAUAAUGAAACCCUAUCCAGGAGAAUACCCCAAGGGAUCGCCGCGAAGAAUUUUUAAUUACCGGCUAAGCAGAGCUCGCAGGAUUGUAGAAAAUGUAUUUGGUAUCACAGCAUCUGUGUUCAGAGUUCUACGAAAACCUAUGCUCCUUCAGCCCAAAACCGUGGAGACUAUAGUCAUGGCUAUUGCACACUUGCAUAAUUUUUUGAGAAACACGGAUUCAUCUAAAAACUUGUAUGCACCCUCUGGCUCACUUGACAGCGACCAAAACGGAAGAUUAUGUGAAGGUAGUUGGUGGAGAGGUUGUGAAAUGUCAUCUUUACUUCCAUUGAAUAAUGUACCUAGAAGAGCUGCCUCAACGGCAAAACAAAUUAGGGAUGAGUUUAAUGACUAUUUUAUGAACGAGGGUACAGUUUCUUGGCAGAAUACAUAUUGUUAA
Pieris macdunnoughi is the source of this 1170-nucleotide messenger RNA. The record is from the annotation of a GenBank genome assembly. NCBI's taxonomy places the organism in Eukaryota, Metazoa, Arthropoda, Insecta, Lepidoptera, Pieridae.